AUGCAAGAUAAAACCCUACUUUAUCUAUACGACCUACCCAAGGAGAUUACUACCUCUACUCUUAUCGCCAACAAGAUUAAGGAGCUCACCAAACUAGACAUCAACGAGCCUCCCCAAAUCAGAAGAGACCCAAACAAACCCUUCUAUACUGCCAUUGUUAAGAUCAAUGAAAUGGACAAAUUCAAGGAAGUCUGCCAAGCCUUGAAAUACUUCGACAUCAAUGGAAAGCCAUGCAGAGCUCUCCCAUACACCAAAGAGCUCCAAGCUGCCAACAGAGCCAACACUAACAAGAGCAAUGUCUUCAUAAAGGGAAUUGACAAAGCAACUAACUCACAAGUGCUUGAACAAAAAUUCCUUGAAGCCCUCGGAAACGGUGCUGUCCAUACCGCCAAGGUCUCAAUCAAUGAAGACUACUCAUCAAGAGGUUAUGGAUUCGUUCUUUUCAGAACCCCAGAACUUGCUGCUGAAGCUCUUAAUCUCGGUGAAGGCAUGGGAAUUGAAAUCUCACCUUAUUAACCAAAGGACAGAAGAGAUGUCAGAAAGGGAUUCAAUAACAUUUAUGUUAAGAACUUCCCAGAGACAUGGGAUCAAGCCACUCUUUAAGAUUUAUUCGGCAAAUAUGGAACAAUUAAGAGUUUAGUGACAAUGAAAGCUUAAGUUCCAGGCUAACCAGAAGGUACUCUUGCUCCAUUCGCUUUCAUCUGCUAUGAGGAUCCAGUAAACAAGGAAUAUGGCAUCCAAUGCGCUCAAAGAGCUGUCCAAGAGUUGAAUGAUGUUGAAUUCGAUGGACACAAGAUAUAUGUUAAGGAAGCACUAAAGAAAACCGACAGAGAGCAAGAGAAAAAGAGAGAGCAACUCAGAUUCAAGAACUCAAAGAAGAGAUGCAACCUCUACGUUAAAAACUUCCCUCCAACCACCACCGAGACAGAACUCAGAGAACUUUUCGGAAAGUAUGGAGACAUUGAAAGCAUUAAGAUGCUACCAAAGGAAGGUGAAUCACUCUACGCCUUCGUCUGCUUUAAGAGCCCAGACAGUGCUGCUCUUGCCAAGCAACAACUCAACCUUCAAACCUUCAACAACAAGCUUCUCUACAUCAACAACUACGAGUUGAAAGAAGUCAGAAAAAUCCAACAAGAGGAUGCCAGAGACAAGGCUGACUUCCAAAGCUACAAGAAGCAAUCACCAGCUGCACUUAGUUUAGACAUUCUCAACAAGCCAGAAAUCUACUAGCUCAUUCAAUACCUUAUGAUCAACCUCAGAAGUCAACAACAAAAUAUGAGACAAGGUGGUCAAGGCAACAGACAAAACAACAUGGGAGGAAGAGGUCCCAGACAGUACAACAACAACCCUCAAAAUCAAAUGCAACAAAGACCACCAGUUGGAGGUGCUCCCAUGCAACAACAAAUGCCAGGAAUGGCCCCACCACAAAUGAGACAACAACCACCAAUGAUGCCUCCUCAAUAAAUGCCACCUCAAUUCUAGAAUCAACCACCAAUGAUGACUCCACAAAUGCAACAAAUUGGAGUACCUCAACACAUUGUCCAAUAUCAAACUGAGGCCUUCAGAAUUCUACCAGGAGUUAUCCCACAAAACCCCAACUACAAGUCAGCAGUUGGAGAGUUCAUCUAUGACUACGUUGAAAAGCUUUCAAGUGAGAGCCAUGCACCAAAGAUCACCGGUAUGCUUAUCGAUCUCCCACUUCCAGAGAUUCAUUCAUAUCUCAGAGAUUACAACAGCUUAGCCCAGAAAGUUAAAGAAGCUCACACCCUCCUCCAGAGCCAAAAUCAAUGA
This is a messenger RNA of Stylonychia lemnae, 1791 nucleotides long. The record is from the annotation of a GenBank genome assembly. Lineage: Eukaryota; Ciliophora; Spirotrichea; Sporadotrichida; Oxytrichidae.